AUGACAUGGAAACUAUUGAUUUUCUUCGGUCUGCUCAUAAUUUUGGUCUACGGCAGUGAUGACGAGUAUCGUCUGCUCAAGGAUCUUCGAGAAGGGUUUGGUAGAAAGCGCGCGUCCGCAUGGUGCAUCGUUGUUGUUCAGGUACGAUCCGAUGGAACGGCCCGUUUUAGAUCAUCGCAAGCCGGUGAACGUGAAGUUACGACUCAUUUUACAACAAUUGGUCGAUGUGGACGAGAAAAAUCAGGUGAGAUGUGAGAAGAAAGUUGCAAAAGCUCACACACUUCGGCAGGUGAUAACUCUGGUGGUGUGGACGCAGUACACGUGGCACGACUACAAAAUGAGGUGGUCGCCGGAGGAGUACGGUAACAUCACGACACUCCAAAUCGCGUACGGAACGCUCUGGAAGCCCGACAUUCUGCUGUUCAACAGUGCCAAUGAGCACUUUGACGCCAGUUUUCCCGUCAACAUGGUCGUCUCGAACGACGGAUCCGUUCUGUUCGCGCCGCCCGGUCAGUAAGCGCUUUCGGCGGGGGAAAUUUGAAUGUUACUACGUGAAACAAUCAAAAUUCUCCGUCUUCCAGGUAUUAUGCAAGUCUCGUGUUCGCUCUCAAUGACCUGGUUUCCGUUCGAUGAACAAGUUUGCUAUUUGAAAGUGAGUCGUGGCCUAGAAAACCAAACGUCGGCCACCAACCCUAAUUCCAGUUCGGUUCGUGGACUUAUGGCAAGAAAUUGGACCUGCAAAUCGACGAUGCGGAUCUGUCGGGACAGCACAAAAUGGACCUACAAUAUUACGUGCCGAACGGAGAGUUCGACUUGCUCGCGACGCCCGCAAUGCGAAAAUCGACGACUUUUCUCGACGAAACCUACGUGGAGCUCUAUUUUCAUAUGCACUUGAAGCGGAGAGUACUGUACUACGGCAUGAACUGGAUCAUCCCGUCCAUCUUGAUCUCGCUGAGCAACAUUUUGGGAUUCACCAUGCCGCCCGAGUGCGGUGAAAAGAUCACGCUGCGUUCGUUUUUUUUCUUUUGCAGAAAAAUGUUUGUCUUGAGUACUUGAAAAGUGGUCCGAAAAAUUUUUGUCAUAAAAAAUAGUUGAUGAUUAUACUCAUUCGAUUGCAAAUUUCACGCUGAUCAAUUUUCUCUCUUGCCACAUACUCGUAUCUUUUCUAGUUUUCGAGUUAGACCUCAACAAUCACCCCUCCCCGCGAAAAAUCAAUAAAUCUCAGAAAAACGUGGAUUGUUCUUGGAUAAUUUCUACAUUUCAGAGAUCACCAACUUCCUCUCAGUCAUGGUUUUCCAUCAAAUGGUGUCCGAAGUGACUCCGCCCACUUCUGAAUCCAUCCCCGUCAUCAUUGCGUUUUUCUCGCUUUCCAUGGGCAUUUUGGCCCUUUCCAUCUGUGUUUCACUCAUUAACAUCACUAUUUUCUAUCGACAUCCUAAAAUGCACAAAAUGGGCGAUUGGGUGAGUCGGUAUUUUUCGAAAUGUGCAACAACAAAAACAAAUUUCCUAUCGAAUGAGUAUAAUUAUGUCAAAUUUUGCAGACCCGCUUCGUCUUCCUCGAAUGGCUGCCGUGGUUUCUUCUAAUGAGCCGCCCGGAGCACACAUUUCGACGGCCGCAUCGACGGAAAAAAAGCAAAGAGGAGGACAAUGAAUCCAAAGGGUCCGGCGACCAAACGCGGGCAGAAGAACACGAAAAAAUGCUCGAGGAGCCGAAAAAUGUCCGGCCGAGACUUUUGGUCAACAGCCAAAUUGUCGUCGAUUCGUGCGUGCCGUAUUUCGAGGAAAUUAUCGGAUUUUUACAGACUUUUCGCGUAAGUUUCCUUCUUAUUUGAAGCAUUUUGAAUUGAAAUGAUGCAAAUGCGCUCCAAUGCGAAUUGCAUCAUUAGAAAGCUGAAAACGCUGAAAAACCACCCACUGUUCUUGCAGCAAAAACUGGAGGACGACGAAGAAGAAGAGGAGGAGACUCUGAACUGGCGAUUCAUGGCGAUGGUCAUCGACCGAUUCUCGCUCUUCCUCUUCACGUUUCUCAUUUUCGGCGCCACACUGAUGGUGUUCGCCGUCAUUCCGAACUUGGGAUCCGCCGAUCCGAUUGUCGACGAGAUUUUGAGAAAAGUCCGAUGA
Molecule: messenger RNA, 2121 nt
Organism: Caenorhabditis sp. 36 PRJEB53466
Lineage: Eukaryota; Metazoa; Nematoda; Chromadorea; Rhabditida; Rhabditidae
Source: the annotation of a GenBank genome assembly